CCAUUCCACAAGACAGAGGGAUCUUAGGAAAGGAGCUCCCUACCACACACGUUUCCAAACUUGAGUAAAAGUCCAUCCAUAUCUGAUGAAUAUUCUUUAACACGGUGUUAACGCGUCAACCAUCCUCAGUUCAGUUAUUAGAGGAUCAGUCCUAGGACCUAAACUACAGAGAGAUGAAUCCCGCACCCUAUUUUAAUAAUGUGACAUCCGAGUCCGCACUCAAAAGCCGUUUUCAGGCUGAGAAUGGGACAAGCAUCGCAGAGCUAGAACUUGCCUCUGCUAGUGACUGGGACCGGCCUCAUUUGCUUGCGUGUCGUGUCAUACGGCGGAAGACUCAACCACACUUACUUCCUAUUUUAUCGCAAUAUGUUGGACCAUCUGAGAUUCAGUCUUUUUUGCCUGAAAUCCGCGCAUUUAUAGAAGGACCUGACUUGACCCUCAUGGACCAAAGUGAACAUUAUAUGAUACGAAACUUCAACGGUGGCAUAUCGCUAGCUCAGGUUUGGGCAGCAUUGGCCAUGUUCAAAGGGUGCCAGGAUCGUCACAGAUACGAGGAACAACAUGAAUAUGCGACUGACAAUGAGGGGGCUAUGGAGGAUGAGGAAGAUGGGGCCGGGAAGGAAGAUGGGGAAGAACAUGAAGGUGAAACGGAGGAUGAAGAAAGGCAGUCAAAGCGUCGCAGGAUGAACACAUCACAGCCAGGCUUUAUCGACUCCCAAGGAAUGCGAGUCGGUUCUAGCAGCCCACUGCCGGAAGGCUCUGGCUCCCAAGGAUCCUCUCUCGGCUACGUUGACCCUGAUACACAUCGCCUGGCUAUUAAACCGGAAGGCGACACUUUACGGCUUGUGUCGUGCGUUAUCAGGCAUAUCCUAUACUUUGCCCCUCCUCAAAACCCAGCAUUACUGCCAAUUGUUGUCGAGUUUCGAGACGCCCAAUCCAGGAUGACUGCGACUACAAUCAAUGCACGAUACCAGAUGGUGGCCAUUGACGACGGUGGCCUUUGUCUACGACGGCAAAAGUCAGGCGGGGGAUUCAAACUUGCAAAACGCCAUGUAGCAAUUCUGGAGGCGAAGCCACAGUUCCAAUGGGUAGAGGAUGGCAUACCCACAAUCUCGGAUAGGAGCUUUGCACAGAUGGUCUGUGAGGCUUUGGCAACCAGACUCUCCGACCGGGGCGACAGAUUACUUGAAAGUGUUAUCAUUAUUCAUGCUGCUCAGCUCUACAUCUGUUUUUUACAGAUGGACGUUAGUGACAGUUAUAUACAUACUUUCGACAAUUCUCUACCUACAGAGAACCUAUAUGUCAGCGCAACGCCUUGGUUUGAUCUUGGUCAAAAAAGCGGACGGGAAUCUGUGUUGGCUAACCUUUGUGGAAUCAUGAAUCGGGCGAUAUCUGACGAGGCACUGCUACUAAGCUGAUUGGAAUUAAAGCCAUGCCAUAUAGCUCUCCUCUUCUCGAUAUGCAGCUCUCAGGGUGUUGAAAAAGAUGGCCCGGUGGGAUCUCAAGUCCUUUCGGCCUGAUACGCAAAUCAUGGGUGUAGACCCUCAUACUAGGCCCUGGCCUGCGGAUAGCCGCCAGGCGUUGCGAAGCGCUUUAGUCAGCAUAAUACAAGCAUUAUUCAAAACAUG
Aspergillus sclerotioniger CBS 115572 is the source of this 1628-nucleotide messenger RNA. RefSeq lists its product as uncharacterized. The transcript has 2 exons. Lineage: Eukaryota; Fungi; Ascomycota; Eurotiomycetes; Eurotiales; Aspergillaceae. The coding region runs from base 174 to 1418 and encodes 414 amino acids. The record is from RefSeq and is a predicted model, not a curated record.